AUGCCCACUGAUGGGCCACUAAACCCAGAGUCGGAGGAGUUUCUCCAGCUCCGUCCAGCCUUUUGGAUCGGCCAGCACGACUCGUCCAGGGUCGACGCUCUUACUGAUGGCCACUACGAUCAGAUCCUCAACUCUGGGUUCGGGUUUGCUACUGCGCCCAUCACCAAUGAGCAUUUCCACCAGCGGGCCAAGGACCUCUACAGGGCUCAUCUGAGUGAGCUUCAGGCAUCAGGGCUCUCGGCCAAGGAGAAAACAAACCCGUCUCUACCAGGCCCCAUCUUGCCCACGCUCACCGACAAGGACAGUAGCCUAGGCCCGUGUCCUUACAUCGGCAAUGUGCUGGCAUACUCCAGCCCGUGGAUCGACCUCGGCUCCUCUGACCCCAUCGUCGCGAGCAUCUCUCGUCAGGCCCUGAACCUGGAGGUUGCCUUUGCCAACUGGUGUGGUGUGCGAAGUGUCAUUGUUCCUGGUCCCAGGAGGGAUGAUGACGCAAGGGCUAUUGCUCAGUUUGCACGAGCCAUUCAGGAGUCUUUCGACGUGGCCACCCGGGUGAACAUCAUCAUCCACAUCCCCAUGUACCGUGAGCCAGGCCUGGAGGAGAGAGCUGCACUGUUAUCGACCGAGCUGCUCGGACAGGAGGGCGAGGAGGAGGAGGAAGAGGUUGAUCUUUUCGGUGCAUGGGACACCUGGCACACGAUCCGGUCAGUCUGCAACUACGCGAACAGAUUAUAUGUUGCUCUCAGAAUACCCAGAAGGCUUCCAGAGAUGGAACUGCAGACGCGCUGGUUUGCUGAGCCCCUCCACUACCUGACGCUUGGGCCCAACACGUUCCAGCCCAAUAAGACAGGCAACCCUUCCCUCUCACGUCACCACCAGGACCUGAUCUCUACGUAUAUGCGCCUUAAGACGGCCCCCUGGUUCCUCCUCUGCGACGUAGGUCCGUCCAAGACAGAGCUGGACACCGCCGUCCUCACAGCAGAAACCCUCCAGUCCGACUUUCCCUCGCUUGCCGACGCCGCGCACAGCACCGCCCUGGCCAGGAGUCUGCCGGGCCUGACACCACACAUCAUGUACAUGAAUCACCUGCAGCGGCAACAGGAGCCCUACACGCGGCUGGAGACGGAGACCCUGACUAGCUUCCAGGACUGGCUGCAGUCGCCGCUCCAGCCGCUCUCGGAUAACCUCGAGUCCGCCACGUACGAGAUGUUUGAGGGUGACCCGGUCAAGUACGACCUCUACGAGCAGGCCAUGUACGAGGCCAUGAGCGAGUGGAAAGUCCUCGGAAAGCCCACCAGCAGCGCUACCGCCUCGAACGACCUGGUCGUCACCGUUGCCGGCGCAGGCCGCGGCCCGCUCGUGACCCGCGCCCUGCGCGCCAGCGAGAGGAGCGGCGUGCCGAUCCAGCUCUGGGCGGUCGAGAAGAACCAGAACGCCUACGUCUACCUUCUGCGGCAGAACGCCACGGCGUGGGGCGGGCGCGUGCAUGUGAUCAAGACAGACAUGCGCGACUGGGCCGGCCCCGUCGAAAGCGGCGGCACGGGCAAGGUUGACAUCCUGGUAACGGAGCUGCUGGGCUCCUUUGGCGACAACGAGCUGUCGCCCGAGUGCCUGGACGGCAUCCAGCGGCACAUUGCGCGCCCGCACGGCCUCUCGAUCCCGGAGAGCUACACGGCGUGGCUCAGCCCCAUCGCAACGCCGCGCAUCCACGCGCACCUCCGCACCACCGUGCUGCCUGGCGAUGCCAACGCCUUCGAGACGCCGUGGGUCGUGCGCCUGUACCAGAUGGACCUUGUGGCGCAGCGCGUGCCCGGGCGGCCGCGGUUCCAGCAGGCUUGGGAGUUUGUGCACCCGGUCUGGGGCUCGCUGCAGGAAAAGUGGGAGGCCAAGGAGGCCCCCAAACCCAUGCCCCGGACGCUCGGGGGCGGCGCCAUGAACAACGCAGGCGGCCUGAACGAGCACAAUGCCAGGCACUGCCACCUGACCUUCUACUGCCGGCCUCGCGGCGUGAUACACGGGCUGGCUGGGUACUUUGAGUCGACGCUGUACACGCCGCAGACGGGCGGUGGCGGCAAGGAGCUGGUGGAGCUGAGCAUCCUGCCGGACCAGAUUGACAAGAAGAGCAGGGACAUGGUGUCCUGGUUUCCCAUCUUCUUCCCACUCAAGCAACCGCUCUACUUCCCUCAAGACUCGGAGUUAGAGAUCAGCAUGUGGCGGCAGACGGACGAUACGCGCGUGUGGUACGAAUGGAUGGUCGAGGCGUACACGUGGGUGGGCGCCAAGACGAGAGUCAAGGUGGGCGCGUCCGAGAUGCACAGCAGCAAGAAGGUUGCGUGCCUAAUGCAAUAG
This is a messenger RNA of Cryphonectria parasitica EP155, 2346 nucleotides long. RefSeq names its product Skb1 methyltransferase. Gene Ontology annotation, biological process: peptidyl-arginine N-methylation; regulation of DNA-templated transcription. The record is from RefSeq and is a predicted model, not a curated record. The transcript has 5 exons. NCBI's taxonomy places the organism in Eukaryota, Fungi, Ascomycota, Sordariomycetes, Diaporthales, Cryphonectriaceae. Gene Ontology annotation, cellular component: nucleus; cytosol. The coding region runs from base 1 to 2346 and encodes 781 amino acids.